This is a messenger RNA of Varanus komodoensis (Komodo dragon), 783 nucleotides long. It is a transcript of the gene SNAPIN, whose product is annotated as SNAP associated protein. The transcript is spliced from 4 exons. The coding region runs from base 34 to 444 and encodes 136 amino acids. Lineage: Eukaryota; Metazoa; Chordata; Lepidosauria; Squamata; Varanidae. The record is from RefSeq and is a predicted model, not a curated record. Gene Ontology annotation, molecular function: SNARE binding. Gene Ontology annotation, cellular component: synaptic vesicle; BORC complex; BLOC-1 complex. Gene Ontology annotation, biological process: synaptic vesicle exocytosis; endosome to lysosome transport; intracellular protein transport.
CAGCGGGCGUUGUGACGAGUCGGGCGCGCAGCCAUGGCGGCGGCGGGGCCGGCGGCGCCUUCGGGGCCGGCGAGCCCGGCGGGUCCUGCGGCCAGAGACCUCUUCGCGGAAGGGUUGCUCGAGUUCCUGCGCCCGGCCGUGCGGCAGCUGGACGCGCACGUUCAUGCGGUCAGAGAGAGUCAAGUGGAACUGCGGGAACACAUUGACAGCUUGGCAACAGAGCUUUGCCGGAUCAACGAAGACCAGAAAAUUGCCCUCGACUUGGACCCUUACGUCAAGAAACUCCUCAAUGCCCGGCGCAGGGUUGUCCUUGUGAACAAUAUCCUGCAGAAUGCCCAGGAGCGCCUGAGAAGGCUCAACCACAGCGUUGGCAAAGAGACCGCCCGUAGGAAGGCCAUGCUCGAAGCAAGUGGCAACUACCCCCAGGGCUCCCCUAGCAAGUGAGGAGCAUACCCAAGGGAAAUGGCGAGAACGAGGCAGUUCCCGAGGCUGCAGCAAUCUUACAUGCUGGUCUGUUGCUGGUUUGUGACCACGACAUGGAGGAGAUGACGUUGGAUUUCCAGCAUCAUACAGUACAAGGACACUGCCCAGAUGAUAGAACUGCUGCAUGUGGAAUCCUUUUCCUCUUGUGAAUGAAGGAACAGGGUGGCUGGAGGCAUCUUUGGUGGGACAGGUUUCUGAAAAUGCUUUGGAGUAAUCUCAGCAUGGAGUUGGGUCAAGGAAUCUGCUUAUCGCUCUGUAAUAGUGCUUCCUACUGGUGCAAUAAAGCUUACUAAUAGUCAA